Drosophila kikkawai is the source of this 918-nucleotide messenger RNA. RefSeq lists its product as uncharacterized. Lineage: Eukaryota; Metazoa; Arthropoda; Insecta; Diptera; Drosophilidae. The record is from RefSeq and is a predicted model, not a curated record.
UAUAGUUGCCAACUUGAAUCUACAUUCAUUCUAAAUUAUCGCCUCAGACGAAACACAAGUCUCUCUAAAAAGAAAAUUUCAAGAAUUUGUGUUUUUUUGUAUAAAACUUUUCAAUUUUAUUACAAAAAUUUUACAGUGUAAAAGUGUUUACUUAAUUUAGACAUUUUUAAAGCGCAUAUUCACCUGAAAAUCAUGAACACUUCAAAUUCAGACGAGUGGAAGAAUAGUAUUUGGCUUGAGGCCACAGAUUCCGAGGUUCUGCAUACUGGGUUUGCAGAAUUCGUGGAGAUAUACAAGAACGGGUGCUCGGAUGAAAACACCGUUGUUGAGCCGAAAUUAGAAAUAGAAGAGCCACAGUCUGAAAUGUCUAGUAAGGUUGAGCUUCCCGGCGAGGGUUCAAGCUUGAAAUCUGACUCAACACUGGCGAUCAGCGAGCCUAACCGUGGGGUAGAGGAUGUUGGCUUUAACCGCUUCCUAGAUGAGUGGGUCUUAAAAGUACAAACGGAUGCCAGGUCCAAUUGGAUGAAAAUGUCCAAACGUGAGCGGGCUGUGUUUGCUCCUAGAGACGGUAUCGAUAAUGGCACAUCAAGCUCCACGCUAUCUUCAGCUGGCAAAGUAAGUAGCAGCGCCAUUAGAAAGGCCUGUGAUAAGGUCUGUUCCAAUUUGGUUAAGCGCAGUUACAGCAAACCAAAGUCCAUACAAUCCAAAAGGAAAUGCCUCAAGCCCCGGAUCGCCAAGAAACCGAAAUCGCAAAAGAAAGGUCUCAAGCCGAUAUGUGCCAAAAAGUGUCCCUCGCCGAAACCUCCAGUUGCAAAAUCGUAAACAAAAUGGUAGUUAAUUUAGCUAGCUCGAGAUGUGCUCCUUACAAACUUUUGGCAAUAACCUUCUAGGAUGACAAAUAAAAUUAUUCGAAAUUAA